AUGAAUACAAGUGAUUUUGAUCUAUCUUCGGACCCGGUUCCUUUGAGGGUUAAUGUAAGCGUAGAUAGUGGCCAGCCGCGAGUUUCUCACUCGCUCCUCAUAUCGCGUCCGUGUGACAGUAUCAGCAUUCCAAGUUUGUCGAGUUUUUUGAGUGUGGAUUCCGGGAAAACUACCUCAGCUGGUGGCUUAUCACCCUGCUGCUCCUCACCGAUUCUCGUUACACAAAAUACGUCAUUCAGUGAUACAGAACGGGAUACAAGAACGGUUGAUUCUGGUUUACCGGGGAUAUAUGGUGACGCUGAUGAUGGUGAGCUAGAUGAAAUAGACGAAGAUGAAAUUGGCUCCAACGCUUCCGACCUCUUCUCGUCUUCUUUAAAUCUCAUGCCCAAUCCAUCAUCAAAUGACGAAAGUGUUGAAGCGGGGUGCGACUUUCAAUCCAUUAGGACUUUUGAGGCCUCCGCUUCCGUCAUUAGCAAGUGUUCUGCGGAUGGAAAUUCAAGAAACGUUUAUUCAUUGAAGAAAUCAAGAAAUGGUUCAAAGAGGAAAAUCUCUACCUGGUACCAACUCCAUAUAGCGGUUGACAACGUUCAGACGGUAUCAAAGGCAAAGACAGCCCGUCUCAUUCCAAAUGCUAUUCAGAUAACACUCAAGUCGAACAACGAGCGAUACUUCUUCACAUCCUUUGCAUCCCGCGAGAGAACUUUUGCCAUCCUCAAAAAAGUCUGCGAAAACAGCAGAAACGGUGGUGUAAGCUCUCUCACUUUUUACUCGGGUUUUUGCAAUUUCAUCCUUUGUUGUUAA
Molecule: messenger RNA, 801 nt
Organism: Echinococcus granulosus
Lineage: Eukaryota; Metazoa; Platyhelminthes; Cestoda; Cyclophyllidea; Taeniidae
Product: GRAM domain-containing protein 1C
Exons: 3
Coding region: 1-801 (266 amino acids)
Biological process (GO): intracellular sterol transport
Cellular component (GO): plasma membrane; endoplasmic reticulum membrane; endoplasmic reticulum-plasma membrane contact site
Molecular function (GO): sterol transfer activity; sterol binding
Source: RefSeq, a predicted model, not a curated record